UGCUAUCUUUCCAAGAGCUGGCCUGUGCUCUGCUGCUCAAGACCCCUCCUUCAUGACCUUGUGCAGGCAAAGUCUUCUCUGGAAGCUUCCACCCACUUUGCUCCCUAUAAAGGUAGACAGAAUUGCCAGCAGAGCAGAGAGCCUGAGAUCAGUGCAGAAACUUCCAGCUGUCUCCCUCCACCAUGAAGAUCUCCUCAGUGCUUCUGUGUCUGCUGCUUGUGGCCGCUGCCUUCACCUCCCAGGUGCUGGCUCACCCAGGCUCUAUCUCAGCUUCCUGCUGCUUUGUUAUGACCAAUAAGAAGAUCCCUAAGCCACUACUGAAGAGCUAUAAAAAAAUCACCAACAGCAGAUGCACCCUGAAAGCCAUAGUCUUCAAGACCAAGUUGGGCAAAGAUAUCUGUGCUGAUCCCAAGCAGAAGUGGGUUCAGGAUGCCAUUAAGCACCUGGACCAUAUCCUCCAAACUCAGAAACCGUAAACAAUCCUGCCUUUUGAGACUAAACCAGAGCCAAAGAAACACUUGAUUCAAUCUCCAUUCCCAAGAUCUGCUCUUGGGUCAUCUCAACAUCAUUCCCCAAGAAUUCGGCUUCAUUUAGUUAUGGGUGGAACUGGAAGUCAUUAUGUUUGGUGAAAUGAACUAGACUCGAAAAGAUUGUGUAAUUUCUUAAAUCUACAAAAUCUUAAAGGGGGAUAUGAAAGUAGAUGCCAGAUUAUUGAGGAAUGCGAUGGAAUAGGAUGGAGGAUAAUUAAAAGGUAAAUACAAUCAAAGCAGCUUAUGGACAUGUGUGAAAAUGUCAUAAUAUAAUCCAUUCGUUUGCACAAUUAAUAUAUACUAAUUAAACUAUUAAUAUUUUAAAACAUGUUACAUUUAUUUUUCAUUGAUAGCUGUUCUUUUUGUUGUUUGUUUGUUGGUUUGAGACAGUGUCUCACUGGAUCACUCUGGCUGACCUAGAACUCAAUAUGUAGGCCAUGCCUAGAACUCAAUAGGUGACCAGUCACAGAGAUCUAUCUGUCUCUGCUUUCCAAGUGCUGGGAUUUUAAAGGCAUUUGCCACCAUGCUAAGCCAAAGCGUUUUGUAUUAGUAUAAACUAAUUAUACAUAAUAAAAUAUUUCACAACAA
Molecule: messenger RNA, 1118 nt
Organism: Phodopus roborovskii (desert hamster)
Lineage: Eukaryota; Metazoa; Chordata; Mammalia; Rodentia; Cricetidae
Product: eotaxin
Exons: 3
Coding region: 183-476 (97 amino acids)
Biological process (GO): cellular response to type II interferon; positive regulation of GTPase activity; cellular response to tumor necrosis factor
Cellular component (GO): extracellular region
Molecular function (GO): CCR chemokine receptor binding; chemokine activity
Source: RefSeq, a predicted model, not a curated record